GAUGUAUCCCGUAUAUGACAGGUUAUGGCAACUGCAGCCGUGAACACUUUCGAUUCUUCUGUUGAGAUCGUUAACGAAGAAUGUCUGUCUCUUCAAGCAAUUCUAGGCGCAGAUAUUCUGCUUUGCACUGUGGAACCUGUCGGUGUACACAUAGUCGUCCAUGUUAAGGCUGAGAUGCUCGAUGUUCAUUUGCUUCUGGGACUUGAUGAGCAGGCACUUUCUCUUUAUCCUGACCAAGUUAUACCCACAAUUGCUAUUCAGGCAACAGCUCAGUCUCUUAGUCAAGAAAGCGUAUCCUCCAUUGAGACCUCCUUGAGCCAACUGGCUAACGAGCUACUGGGUCAGCCAAUGCUGUUUCAAUUGAUUGAACAUUGUCGGGAAAGGCUACUGGAUUUGGCAGAAGCUACUGCAUCACAGAAUGAUAAGACAAUGCAGACAGACACUCAGACCGGUGAACAGUUGCAACUAAACAGUUUCUCUGGUCGUCAAACAGAAGAGAGACAAGACGAAAUACUAUAUAAAGUCGAAUGCAAUGCUGAAUCAGGGGACAAUGUCGAAGCUGGUCAAAAAUUUGGCAUAUUUGGUGAUAGUGCACCAUCUCUUUCAUGUGACAAGAUACAAGCUCGAGAACUGGCAGUAGUCAAGUCGACUUACAAAUCCUUCAAGAUGUUGGAAUCAGCUCUUGAACACAAAUUUGAAGUGACGUUAGCAGCAACACCAUACGUGUUGACUAACAAGAUUGCUGCUUGCCUGUUAUUUGUGAUGCCUCCAGACUACCCAUACGACAGUCUUCAGGUGGCAGUAACUAUUGUGAAGGGAAAGAAGAAAGGUUGGCAGCGAGUUGCCCUUCAACGUUACUUGAAUAAAGUUGCAAGUCAAGCGAGAGGUCGCACUUGCACAGGCGAAAUAAUAAAAUGUGCAAAGUCUUGGCUCCAGCAUAGAAAUGCUGCUCUACUUAUAGAAGACGGACUUGGUUAUUACGCACCCGCUUCUGCAAAACCUCCUCCAACUGUAGUUACAGAGCUUGAUGCGUUUGAGCUUAGAGGCAAAAUGCUGCUGGUGAACUUGACAUGUGCAACUAUGCUGAGUAAGAUUGAUUAUCUUAACGAGUGGGAUGAAAGAAAACUCAGAAUUAUUGACUCAGCUUGGGAGGUUGCUUAUAGUGAUCCAGAAUUUAUUUUGAAGUUGGCGUACCACAUCAGAAAUGAAUUGAAUAUUCGGUCGACUGCAAAUUUUCUUCUUGCUAUGGCAUGCGCUUUUCCUAUUACCAAGCCAUUCAUUCGUUCUUACUUCUGUGCUAUAGUACGGCUGCCAUCAGAUUUACUGGAUGUUGUUCGGACUUAUAAGCGUCUUCCUCUUGGUCGUCUGACUGAUCACCAUUCACUACCAAACUGUUUGCGCGCAGCUGUUUGUCGAAAGUUUCAGGAGUUUGAUGAGUACCAAUUGGCCAAAUAUUGUAGUGAGGGAAACAGGAAGAGGACGCUGAUGAAGAGAGCUAAAACCAGUCGUUACUUUGCUGCCAUGUUGCAGAGACGUGUCGACAAAAUAGUAAAGUCGCGUAAAAUGGAGUUGUUUGCCAGGCUACCAUACUUGACCAUGAAACACAUCAUUCGACAAGUUCAUAUUCACGAACCAAGGGAGUUAGUAAUGAAGGUUCUAGGACUUAAAUAUCCUAAGUCAGAGGAUGAAUUUUCAAAGUCUGGUCUUACUGGUGAAUGGGAUAUGACAAGAGCCGGUAAGCGAAUGAAGCUAGUGACACCAUACACUUGGGAGGCUGUAUUGUCUCGUGAUGGAAACACGGCUGAGUCAUGGGAAAAGCUCAUUGAAAGUGGUCGGCUCCCUUUUAUGGCAAUGGUGCGUAAUAUACGCAACUUUCUCAGAGCAGGAGUGUCUCCAAAGCAUCAUAGAAUGGUUCGUGAUCGUCUCAAUGAUACUAAUCAGGUUGUUCGAUGUCGAAUGUUUCCUAUUCAAUUUGUUUCUGUUUAUGAUGCCGUGGCUGUAAAUUUGAAAACUCUGUCAAGACUUCACAAAAUCUAUUGUCAGUUGCAGAAGAAAGAAAAGGCAAGAAAACGGAAUGAUAAAAGUCUUUAUCAACGAGGUGUUAUUGAUGAUGCCGGUAUAAAGAAACGACUUUUAAGCAGAAAGAAGCGUGUCAGAAAGCAAAUUCAGACCAGGACUGGCAGGUCUCAGAUUGUGCUGCCUAAACACAUGCCAAACCCUAAAUUGCUGCAAGAAUACAGAGAAGCCUUGAAUUUAUGCAUUGUUUGUGCAGCUAAUCAUAAUGUUCAACGUAUUGAGAGGAAAACCAUCAUUUUCUGUGAUGUAAGUCAUAGCAUGUGCAAACGAUGGUCGUCCUACCCAACUAAGAGCACUGCUCGGCGAUUGUAUGAGGCUGCAUUACUGAUUGCAUUGAUGGUUCACCGUGCAAGUGUCGAGUGUGACAUUUGGUUGUUUUCAGAGACGAGUGUUCGGCUACAAAUUGAUUCUUCUCUUGGACCUCUUGAGAAUUUGAAGAUCAUUGAGAAGAAAUAUUGGGUGCAACCAGGCAGUGGCUGUUCUUUGGGAAUGACGACCAAGUUUCCGUUUAGUGUUAUAGACAAGUUGAUGAGGGAUCGGAGGGCUGUUGACCAAUUUGUUGUGCUUAGUGAUAUGCUUAUUGAAUCGUCUGUUCAUCGCAAAGAUUUUGUGAAUCCUCUUACUGACCAGUUGAAACGCUAUAGACAAUGCUGUAACAACGAUGCUCUCUUUGUAUGUGUGGACUUGAGUGGUCAAGGGAACAGCUUAACUGACCCAGCUGGAAACGAACUGUAUCGCGGUGAUCGAGAGGACAGAGAUGUUCUGAUCACUGGCUAUAGCGACCAUAUACUUCAGUUCCUAGCAUUGCAGGGAUCUCCUCAACUAGAUGCUGUCGAAGCAUGCACAGUACACAGUUGAAAAUACUUGCUCUGAAUGCCAACACACUCUAC
Corticium candelabrum is the source of this 2966-nucleotide messenger RNA. Its product is annotated as telomerase component p80-like. Bases 25 to 2934 code for a protein of 969 amino acids. The record is from RefSeq and is a predicted model, not a curated record. NCBI's taxonomy places the organism in Eukaryota, Metazoa, Porifera, Homoscleromorpha, Homosclerophorida, Plakinidae. Gene Ontology annotation, cellular component: telomerase holoenzyme complex. The transcript is spliced from 28 exons. Gene Ontology annotation, biological process: telomere maintenance via recombination. Gene Ontology annotation, molecular function: telomerase RNA binding; telomerase activity; protein binding.